AUGAGCUUGCACGGACUCGGGGUGAUUGGGGCGCAAGUGGCCGCGUCCAUCAAGAGCAACGAUGAGAAACACACAUCCACGCCGCUGAUUCACUCACCAUCAGCUUCUCUUCAGUCAACGCCCUCCAUUCACCAGCGCGGGCAGGACUUUGACCCGCACGUUGGAGCGAAGCCUUGCUCCCCAUUCUAUCGCCAUGGAUCACCCACAAUCUCCUACGAACAACUCACCUUCGAGACUAAGACUGCUAGUCACGACCGCAGCACAUUGAGAGAUAUCGAAAAUGCCGGACCAUACGUUACAACGACGCGAACUGACAGCCCGCGACGGUCGAAGCUGUGGGAAGGCGAGAAUCAGCCCCGAUCAUGUAUGCAAUCUUUGACCUCACGACAACGUAUGGCGUUGAAAGCGGUUGUGGCGGUGGUCACGGUGGGCACGAUGAUUGCCAUCGCUCUGGGAAUUACGGCGGCGGUCGGUGGAGCAACUUGGAGAGAUAGUGCAAAGCAGACAGCCUCUGGCGGAUGA
Molecule: messenger RNA, 522 nt
Organism: Penicillium subrubescens
Lineage: Eukaryota; Fungi; Ascomycota; Eurotiomycetes; Eurotiales; Aspergillaceae
Exons: 1
Coding region: 1-522 (173 amino acids)
Source: RefSeq, a predicted model, not a curated record